Molecule: messenger RNA, 3856 nt
Organism: Pseudophryne corroboree (corroboree frog)
Lineage: Eukaryota; Metazoa; Chordata; Amphibia; Anura; Myobatrachidae
Exons: 3
Coding region: 400-3063 (887 amino acids)
Molecular function (GO): protein dimerization activity
Source: RefSeq, a predicted model, not a curated record
ACCGCUGCACAAAGCCGUGGCUGCUGUCUAAGCGACACAUCCCCCUAGCAGAGCCAAAUGCAGCUUCUCACAGGUCCUUAGCACAAAGACAAACUAGACGCUACCAUCUCCCUUUCCUACCGUUCUACGUCACUGCGGCGUUGCCGCUUUAACAACAGCUAGGCCGGAGCAGUGCAUGCUGGGUAGUCAGUCCUGCGUGGAAUGUUGGGAACUUGUUGUUCUCUGCGUGUUGAGGUGUGGAACUGUGUGAAGCGGGACACGUGAAGGGAGAAAGGAUAUAUUUCUGUCAACCACCAUAUGAAGUCUUCCUUGGAAGAACAAAGGCUGACCAUUACUGACUGAUCUGUCUCGGCACACAUUGGACAGACCGCUUGUUUAUUUGGCAGAACGUAACACGCCAUGCCCCCAAAGAAAAAACCGUCUGGUGCAGAAUAUCGAAAACGUAAGCGAGCAAGAGAGGAGGAAGCACGUAGGCUCUCCAAUAACGAUAAGAACUGGCUCACAACACCUGGUAAUGAUGCUGAAAGCUCUAACGUGGAGCCACCACUGCCAAAGAUAUCUAAUAUUAAGGAAGAACCUCAUGACACCAUUGAAACAGAUAAUGAGGGAAUUUCUAAUACUAAGCAAGAGAUUAAGAAAGAACCUCAUGACACCAUUGAAACAGAUAAUGAGGGAAUUUCUAAUACUAAGCAAGAGAUUAAGGAAGAACCUCAUGACACCACUGAAACAGAUAAUGAGGGAAUUUCUAAUACUAAGCAAGAGAUUAAGGAAGACCCUCAUGACACCAGUGAAACUGAGGACGAGGGCUCCGAUUUAGAAAAUGAUACAGACAGCACAACUAUCCGUGUAGACAAUAAAAUGUUGGGACUUAAAUUUGAAGAUCCACAGACAUGGCCUAACAUAACCGAUAAAGUGAGGUGCUAUUUAGUAAAACAUGGGCCAGAGCAACAAAAAGACGCAAAUUUUGCUCUCUCGGCCAAUAGUAACGGAAGGCGAUUUAGCCGUGAUUGGUUUUUUAAAACGCUACCUAAUGGUGAAACGAUGGAGCGUUCCUGGCUUAUAUAUUCCACAGCACGGAGGGCUAUCUUCUGUUUUCCCUGUAUGCUUUUUGGAAAGAAAUCACCUCUUACUCCAAACAUUGCAAAUCCUCAGAGAGGCUUCUCUAAUUGGAGACAUUUAAACCCCAGGCUAGUGGAUCAUGAAAAGUCUUCUGAUCAUUUUCAAAAUUUUUUAAGUUGGCGGCUUUUGGAGAGGCAAUUAACAAAGGGUUCUAGAAUUUGCCAAGAAUUUGAACCUGAAAAAGAGAAGUGGAACACAAUUUUCAAAAUACUUCUUGAUGCAAUUCUUUUCUGUGCCCAAAACAAUCAUGCUGUUCCUGGUUCAUGUGACAUUAUGGAGGAACCCAAUUCAGAAAUAGUUUAUGGUGUCAUGAAACUCAUUAGCCAUUACAAUUUUGAGUUAGCAGAACAUAUUGCAAAGUGUGAGAAGGACGGUGUUUCCUAUUUUCCACCAGCCGUCCUAAAUGAAUUUGUUAACCUCCUUGGUAACACAGUGAGGAAGGAAUUAAUUAACAGAGUCAAAGAAGCCAAAUACUAUUCUAUUAUUUUCGACAGUUUUCCAGAUACCACACACGAAUACCAACUGUGUGAAAUAAUCCGGUAUGUCCGGUUCUCUGAUGGACAGUGCAGUGUAGAAGAGAGCUUCUUAGAUUUUAUUGGAAUGGACGAGAAGACUAGCAGUGAUUUCGCAACUGAAAUAGGACUAAAGCUUAGCAAGGAUGGAUUAGAUCCAGGUAAUAUGCGUGGACAGUGUUAUGAUAACUCGCCACAUAUGGCAGGCAAAUACAGUAAAGUGCAGGCAAGACUGAAAAAAAUGAACAAUCUUGCUACAACUGUUCCAGGUUCUGCACGUUCGCUCAGCCAAGAAGUUGUCCAUAUAGCUAGUUCCCCUCUGGAAAUGAUAAUGUUCUUUGGAGCUGUUCAGAGAUUGUUUAAUUUAUUUGCUGUUUCAACAAGUAGAUGGGAAACCUUAAACCGUAUUCUCAAAAUCACACUGCAAGCUCAGAGUGACACCAGAUGGUCAUCAGAAGCUUCUGCUGUCAGAUCAUUAAGUGACCAAUUGCCAGGAGUUCUCGAUGAACUGUACGAGAUAUAUGAAAAUUCAGGUUCAUGCCCAGAAGCGGUUUCAUGGGCCGAUGAACUGAUAGAUCAAAUUAAUUUUAAAUAUGUUUGCUUCCUUAUUAUGUGGCGUCAAAUUUUAAGUAGUGUUGACACUGUGAGCCAAGCUUUGCAACAGAAGGGAGUAUCGGUUGAUCAAGCUGCAAAACUGAUAGGCAGACUUGUGAACGUACUACAACAAAUGCGCGAAGAAGGGGUUGAUCCUAUAAUGAAAGAGGCUGCAAAUCUUGCUCAGUCCAUGGACCUUCCUGUAGAAUUUCCUGUUAAGAGGAAAAUAACUAUUCACAAAAAUGAAGCGAAGGAUGAAGAUUUUGAUACGACCAAUGAGCAGGAUUUCAGAAGACGAUUCAUUAAUCUAAUUGAUGCUCUGAUUGCGCGGUUCAAGUGGCGUUGCGAAAUACUUACUGAGAUCUCUUCAGACUUUGAGUUCCUUACUGGGCCUGCCCUCUCAAGCAUGCCACUAAAUGCCCUGAAGAAGUGUGCUUCUGACUUGGCCAUAAAGUACUGUAAUGAUCUCAGUGCUUCUGAAAUCGUGGCCGAGAUCGAGAGUUUUAAAUCUUGUGUGCCUUCCAUCAUCCCAGAUUGCAGCACAGCAACUGCACAGGACAUCUUGCAGCAGAUACACAAGAGGGACCUGGUUUCUGUAUAUCCCUCUAUUUAUAUUGCUCUGAGAAUUUUCCUUAGUAUCCCGGUUACCGUACCGUCUUGUGAAGAGAACAUCAGUAUUUUCAAUUCAGUGGAGGAGUACUUGAGGUCUAUGAGCGGACAAGAAUGUUAUUCAAACAUGGCAAUUCUCUCUAUCGAACACAAAUUAACAAGUUCUAUUAACUUUGACUCUGUGAUAGAAGAGUUUGCAAGUGUGAUGGCUAGGAAGGCAAUCCUUUAAAUUCAACUGUCACGAGGGACCAAUGUCUGCGAAUCUGCCACAUUAGAUUGUAAAAGGGGCUCAGUAAUAGUUGCAGAAUAGCUUGCUAGGGAUCCUUGCUAGUUGCAAAGGAAAGUCAAGUCUUGUUCAUAUGAAUAUGGAGAGUUGGAUUCAAUCCAGUGAUUCAGGGUGACUCAAGGAGUACUUAAUUUGUCCGUUGUCAUUGUUCCAGAAGCCUGUUGUUGAUAUUGCUCUCCCUGCACUUUACCAUAUUGUAAGGAAAGUCCCUGAAGGACUGUUCUAGCCAGAAGUACCGACUUUCAUUACCCAACAUUGCUGGGACUUCUCCUCCCUCACUUUUCUCUAAUGUACAUUUAGUAGUGAUUACCCCUGUUCACUACACUUAACCAUUUUGUAUAAGGAACAUAACAGCCCUACUGAUUGCUACAAAAGGAACAUGACUCACACCAAUAUGAUAGAGUGGCAUUGGCACUAUUGUGUUGCAGGAGGUAUACCUGCCUACUUCUGUUGCAUCCCCCCAUCAAAGUCACCUGGUGAUUGCAGUCUUAAAGUGCAUAUAGUUAAUUAUAGUGUGCUAGUGUUAUAAACUUGCUCCUGUUAUUAAUAUUUGUAAGCUACUCUUCCUUUAUUUCAGUUGUAUGCCUUUCUGUUCUUGGCUUUUAGGGACACUAUUACAGCUGGCCUCGCUUGUUUGUAGAGAGAGACAUUUAUAUACACUACCUACUUUUAGCCAAGUGUUAGGCCAUAGGUUGUCAGGCCUAUAUUUUAAUAAAUAAGCGUUAUUUCCUUUUAA